Messenger RNA from Lepisosteus oculatus (spotted gar), 2432 nucleotides. Its product is annotated as ficolin-1-like. Gene Ontology annotation, molecular function: antigen binding; carbohydrate derivative binding; signaling receptor binding. Gene Ontology annotation, biological process: complement activation, lectin pathway. The record is from RefSeq and is a predicted model, not a curated record. NCBI's taxonomy places the organism in Eukaryota, Metazoa, Chordata, Actinopteri, Semionotiformes, Lepisosteidae.
AAUGCAUGACACUGACAGAGGAGGUAGACUGACAAGGAAAGCAUCUUGACUGGCAACAGAAUGAUUCUUCAAAUGGUUUGUGAAACCACCUUUCUUCUCUCCUUGUGCCUCACUGCAGCCACCAGCACAGAAAGCACCUGUCCAGAGGUGAAGGUUGUGGGCCUGAAUGACAAGGACAGACUGACCAUCCUUCAGGGCUGCCCAGGACACCCAGGACACCCAGGAAUACCAGGUACCCAUGGAGCUCCAGGCAUGAAGGGAGAACAAGGCAUGCCAGGCCCUCAAGGUGUGAAAGGAGAACCAGGAGUUUUUGGAAAGACUGGCCCAGCUGGAGCUAAAGGACAGAAAGGCGAACCAGGGGAUCAGGCUGGUACAGGGUCACGUAACUGUAAGGAGCUGCUGGACCAGGGGAACUACAUCAGCGGCUGGUACACAGUGAGGACAGAGGGAGACAAAGACAUCAGGGUGUUCUGUGACAUGGAGACAGACGGGGGCGGCUGGCUUGUAUUCCAGAGGAGGUUGGAUGGAUCAAUAGAUUUUUUACGAGACUGGGCCUCUUACAAGCGAGGGUUUGGUAACCAGCAGUCAGAGUUCUGGCUGGGCAACGACCACAUUCAAACACUGACCAGCUCAGGGAAUAAUGAAUUAAGGAUAGACUUCAAGGAUUUUGACAAUGUGUCUACUUUUGCAAAAUACCAGUCCUUCAUGAUUAUGGGGGAAUCAGAGAAUUACAAACUUGUGCUAGGGGGAUUUCAAGGUGGAAGUGCAGGUGAUUCCCUAUCGUAUCAUAACUCAAGGCCCUUUUCUACCAAAGACCGCGACCAUGACACUUACGACAGGAGCUGUGCUGAAAUUUUUCAAGGAAGUUGGUGGUAUGGGGACUGCCAUCACUCAAAUCUGAACGGGCUCUAUCUGGGAGGGAGUCAUGAGACACAUGCCAAUGGAAUCAACUGGUUGUCUGGAAAAGGCCAUAAGUAUUCCUAUAAGUACUGUGAUAUGAAAAUACGACCCACUUGAGGCCCAGCAGAGGUUUAAUGUUAAUCCUUGACUCCCACAUAAUGUAAACAUUUAACUGUACUGUACUGUACAGAAUGGAUGUGUCUCAUGUAGUCUAUGUUUAACACAUUCUCUUGCUUGUUUAUGGAAGUCAUUGUCAAAACUAUGGCUAUGUAGAUCACAUCAUACAGUUUAUUGUAAGGGAGACAUGCUAAAGCAUUGAAAAUAUUUAUCAAUAGUUGGUGAGUUACAUGAAAGAUAACAACUAAGGGCUAUAAAGAACUGAUUAAUACAAUGCUAAAAUAAUAUUUUAUUUUUUAUUCUACAUGGACGAAAACAUAUGUAUGACAAAUACGACUGCCCUGUGCAAUGUUUUUAUGAUUAUAUUAUCUUUAGUGUAAAACAUCAUAAGAAUUUUUUAAGCAAGACACUAUCCAAUCUGUAAUCCAUUUUUCUCUAUGAAGUAUUUUAUUCCAAUUGUAUUUAUUGGGGGCAAGAAUACGCCUAGAUGGCACAAAAAGAAGCCCAUUUCACUGGUCAAAGUAUAGCUAUGUCUUGCUGAUAAAUUCUAAAAAAGACAAAAGAAUUUUACAUGACAGUUUGCCCAUUAUGUGCACAGCAGAAUUUUGUCAGCUUACCAGUUAUCUCAUUUUGUAUAAAGGGACUAAGCCUAACAUUCUAAAUUUAACCUGGAUGGUACCUAUAUAACUUUUUAGUCAUUGUUUCCAUUGACAAGGUAUAGUCUUUCCAGACCUGGCUUACUCAUGCCCCCAGUCAUCGCACCCAAACCUCAUACUUUGUCUUGUGGGAGGCAAACCCACACAAUGGUUCAUUGUCAGCUGUUCAGGCUAGAGGGGUAAAACCUGUUCUCUGGGUCUUGUUCAUGAGCGAGGGUAGAGGGAAUUGAGGCACAGACCAGUGGUUUGGUGCAGUGUUAACAUUAAUGCGGACAAUGUUCCAAACCGUUGUGGUGAAGUCCAGAUAAAGCUCUUGGUUUUCUGGUUGAUCUACAGUACGUUCCAGCCCUCGCCUAUGGCCAUGAACCUUUGGUAGUCACAGAAAGAAUGAGACCAUGGGAAAUUAGGUUUCUCCAUAGGGCUGCUGAACUUACUCUCUAUGAUAGAGUGAGGAGGUCUGGGAGCAACCUGUACUUACCGGUCAAGCAACCAAGGAGUCAGAGGAGCCAGAUGAGGUGGUUCAGGCGUCUGGUAAGGAUGCCCCCAGGGUGCCUCCUGCUGGAGAUAUACCAGGACAGACCCACUGGGAAGAGACCCCAGGGCAGACCCAGCACACACAACUGCUGGAGAAAGGGAAGCCUGUUACCACUGAGACCCUCAUCAGGAAUGAACAUUUAGAAAAAAAGAUGUGACUUUUUUUCUUAUGUUUUUGAAACCACCUCGAGCAAUGAAACAAUAAAGACACCUCCAAACCCCUGA